This is a messenger RNA of Syngnathoides biaculeatus (alligator pipefish), 8634 nucleotides long. It is a transcript of the gene ncor1, whose product is annotated as nuclear receptor corepressor 1. The transcript has 46 exons. Bases 209 to 7360 code for a protein of 2383 amino acids. Lineage: Eukaryota; Metazoa; Chordata; Actinopteri; Syngnathiformes; Syngnathidae. Gene Ontology annotation, biological process: negative regulation of transcription by RNA polymerase II. Gene Ontology annotation, molecular function: transcription corepressor activity; nuclear thyroid hormone receptor binding. The record is from RefSeq and is a predicted model, not a curated record.
UAAGGACUACAGCGGCAAAUGCGGCGCAGCCUCGUCUGCCCAGACGUCCACUACCCGUUACCCGGGGAUUUCUAUCAAACAACUUUACACUUUGAUUCCGACUAAUACCGUUCCCAUCUUCGGUAAACUCCGUAAAUAUGAGGUGGUUUGUAUCCUGUAACAUGGUGUAGCUCAGCCUUUGGUGAAGCAGCAGCAGCCUACUUACAGGAUGUCGAGUAGCUCUGGCUACCCCCCUAGCCAGGGGAGCUUCAGCAGUGAGCAGAGCCGUUACCCAUCCCAUUCUGUCCAGUACACAUUCAGCGGCACGCGGCACCAACAGGAUUUCACUGUUCCAGAUUAUCGAACUCAUACGCAAGAUCCGCAGGGUCGAAGAAGACCAUCUUUACUGUCUGAAUUCCACCCUGGUACUGAAAGGCCUCCGGAGAGACGCCAUGGGUAUGAGCAGCAGUACCACUCCAUCACUUCUCAGGCUGAACACGAGGCACUGGAAACGAAGCGCCCACGCAUGGAGUCAAUUGCUGAGGCCCACAUGACCCGUAGCUCUUCUUCUGCUGGGGGUAUUCUCUUGCCCAUGCACCAUACUCUACAGGAUAGUCUCAGAGCCACUGUGGAGGUCAAAAAGGAGUCGCCUUUCACUGUGAAAGUGGAAUGCCCUUCCCCAGGAGGACCUACGCUACACCUCGGGGAAGAGCAUGACACGUCUCCAUCCAAGCUAUCCAAGGAGGAGCUUAUUCAAAGUAUGGACCGUGUGGACAGAGAGAUUGCUAAAGUGGAGCAGCAGAUUUUCAAGCUGAAGAAAAAGCAACAACAAUUGGAGGAGGAAGCAGCAAAGCCAGUAGAGCCAGAAAAGCCAGUGACCCCUCCCCCUGUGGAGCACAAGCACCGCAGCAUAGUCCAAAUAAUCUAUGAUGAGAACAGGAAAAAAGCUGAAGAGGCCCAUAAAAUACUGGAAGGACUUGGUCCCAAGGUUGAGCUGCCCCUCUACAAUCAACCAUCAGACACAAAAGUUUACCAUGACAACAUUAAAACCAAUCAAGUCAUGAGGAAGAAGCUGAUUCUGUUUUUUAAGAGGCGGAACCAUGCUCGUAAACAGAGGGAACAGAAGAUCUGCCAACGCUAUGACCAGCUGAUGGAAGCUUGGGAGAAAAAGGUGGAGCGCAUGGAGAACAACCCCAGGCGAAAAGCCAAGGAGAGCAGAACACGGGAAUACUAUGAAAGGCAAUUCCCUGAGAUUCGCAAGCAGAGAGAGCAGCAGGAGCGCUUCCAAAGGGUUGGCCAAAGAGGAACAGGUCUCUCUGCAACAAUUGCUAGAAGCGAGCAUGAGAUUUCUGAAAUCAUUGAUGGUCUUUCUGAGCAGGAGAAUAACGAAAAACAGAUGAGACAGCUGUCAGUCAUCCCUCCCAUGAUGUACGACUCGGAGCAGAGGCGAGUGAAAUUCAUCAACAUGAAUGGCCUGAUGGAUGACCCAAUGAAGGUGUACAAAGCCCGACAAUUCAUGAACGUUUGGACAGAACAUGAAAAAGAGAUCUUUAAAGACAAGUUUGUCCAGCACCCAAAGAAUUUUGGCCUGAUCGCCUCCUAUCUCGACAGAAAGUGUGUUGCUGACUGUGUCCUGUACUACUACCUGACUAAAAAGAACCACAACUACAAGACGCUGGUGAGACGCAACUACGGUAGACGGAGGGGAAGGAACCAGCAAAUAACACGCCCCACACAAGAAGAAAAGUCUGAAGAUAAGAACGAAGAGGACAAAUCUGAGAAGUCAGAGAAAAAAGAAGACGAGGAAAAAAAGGAGGAGGAAGAGAAAGAUGAAAAGGAGGAGUCCAGGGACAUUGGCAAGGACAAAGACAAGUGUGACGCUGGGGAGGACGAGGACGGAAAGGAGCAAAACACGCCGCGUGGCAGGAAGACUGCCAACAGCCAGGGCCGACGUAAGGGAAGGAUCACCACACGCUCCAUGGCUAAUGAAGCUGCCACUGUGGCGGCAGAGGAAGCACCUCCCACUACUUCAGAGGCUGCUGUGCCAGAUCCUCCACAUCUCACUAAAUCUGAUCCAGCUCAGAAGUCCAUAAAGGAACCUACGAAACCGCCUACUCCAGUAGCUUCACUAGAUGCUAAAGCUGGUGCCGGUGAAUCUGGAGAAACUUCUCGCUGGACCGAGGAGGAGAUGGAGAUUGCCAAAAAAGGUUUAGUUGAGCAUGGGCGAAACUGGACCGCUAUCGCCAAAAUGGUAGGCACCAAAAGUGAGGCACAGUGUAAAAACUUUUAUUUCAAUUACAAGAGACGUCACAAUUUGGACAACCUGCUACAACAGCAUAAGCAGGACACACGGCGGGCUCGUGCCGAUAGGUCUCAAGGUGAAGGUUUAACCACAACUUCACCAGAUGACGAUGACGACAAUGCAGAUGACAGUGAAGGAGGAGACAAUAGCUCUGAUACAGAGAGCGCUCCUUCCCCCUCUCAAAGUGACCCCACCAAGUCUGGUGACUCCAAGAGACCAGAUAGCGCUGCUGGUAAUGCUCCGUGCUCUGAUCAGGACAUGCUACAGGCUAGCAAUGCAAAACCCACGGACCCCUCCUAUGGGGGCCUGCAUGUCAAGGAAGAGAAAAGCCCAGAGGGUGAGGCUACCUCUCAUGAGGAAAAGAGCAGGCUGGCUUCCUACUCAGGUGUGGUCCAUCCAAAAACUGAACCUCAAGAUGUGGACAUGACGUCCGGAGAGAUUCAGGUUAAAAUGGAGCCGGAGAUCAAGGAGAAAGGCGACAAAGGAGAACAUGGUGAGAGGCAGAAGGAGCUUCACUCUGAUAAUGACUCCAGCGCCACCUGCAGUGCUGAUGAAGAUGUAGAAGCAGAGCCUGAAAGACAGAGAAUACUUUCUAUGGAGAAGCCAUCUUUGCUCAGCCCUGCAGGGACGGUCCUGGUGUCUUCACCCAAGCAAAAUCCUCACAACAUCCAGCAGAUGCAUCAGCGUGCAGCUGCCAUCCCACCAAUGGUACCUGGUCCUUAUGGCCCCGCACCCAUGCCCAUCAGUGGCUUUGCGAUGUUGCAACACCAGAUCAAAGCAGUGCAUGCAUCUGCACACCAGGAGGAGAAGCAGAGACAAGACCAGGGUGACCUAGAGCGCAGACCGCCCUUCAACACACGCAGCCCAAGUUUACUUGACAGAGAUGGUAAGCCCCUACCCUACAUGCCUUAUGACAUGAUGUUGGCUCUGGACCAGGAGGCGCUCUCUGGUCGGCCAGGCUCUCCUUACAGACUCUCCCCCAGGGAUCUAAGCAAGUCCUCACCCCAGCCUGACCCCAACAUCCCCAAUGCUUUCCGCUACAGUGUGCCGCCAGUCCUCCACCCAGCUCCCAACCAGCUGAUCCAGAGUCUGCCAGAUGGAGGCCGAAUGGCUUUCAGCAGACCCAGUCGACCUCCCAACAUUCCCUCUCCUCCUCCUCUCAUUCCAACCACCAAACCCACUGACAAGCCAUCCUUCAUUCAUGGGGGCUCAAUAUCUCAGGGAACCCCAGGCACAUACCUACCUUCACACGCCAUUUAUGGGCCCGAUGGGAGUAAAAACACUGUCGGCUCAAUCUCUUUGGGCCUGCCUCGGCACCAAGAUCCAAACAAGACUGCUUCAUCAAUACAUGAUGGUCGAGGAAAUCCAGCAAAAAUGGGUGACAACCUAGCUUUCAGAGGCUCAAUCACUCAGGGCACACCAGCCCUUUCCCAAUCUACUGUUGCUGCUGACCUGCUGAAAGGCACCAUCACAAAGCUAGCCACAGAGGACUUGAGUAACUGUGACAAGGCAAGGGACCAGCUGGCUAAAGGUCAUGUGAUCUAUGAGGGCAAGAGCGGCCACAUUCUUUCCUAUGAUGCCAUCAAGAACCCAAGGGAAAAUACCCGUAGUCCAAGAACUGGCCAUGAGUUGAAACGCACUUUUGAAAUGAUGGAGGGAACCAUUAGCAGGGGUCACCCUAGCAGGGAAGGAGCUCCUUUUGAAGGGCUGAUUAGCAGAGCCUUGCCCAGAGAAGGCCUCCAUGGAGAUUCUAAAGACAGACAAAUAAUAACUGGCUCUAUCAUGCAAGGAACACCUAGAACGGCUGCAGAAACAUAUGAAGAUGUUGUGAAAUAUGGAAAACAGAUAAAACGAGAGAGCCCACCAAUCCGCUCCUUUGAUGGGGGAAUUGGCAAAGGAAAACCCUAUGAGGGAGUUAACACCAUUAAAGAGACUGGGCGCUCCAUUCAUGAAAUCCCUCGACAGGAGCAGUCUGGCCAGGACCUCAGAAAGACUCCUGACCUAUCAGACAGGAGAAUCAUAGAUGGAUCCAUGUCUCAGAUUCAUUCUCUGAACCAACCUACAAUCAAGCACAAUGUUAAGUCGUUAAUUACUAGUCCCAAUAAGCUUCCCCACUGCUUACCGCAACUUGAGGCCAUGGAACGGAGCAAAUAUGAAGAGAGCAAGGCCGUGCGCCACACUUCGGUGGUUAACUCAACCACCUCUGUCUUGCGCUCAACACACCAAGAAGCUGCUAAAUCUCAACAUAGCCCAGGCAUGUAUGAGGAUGCCAAUGCUCGGAGGACCCCUGUGAACUACAGCUCCAAUUCUGUGACCAGAAGUUCACCCAUGCUAGGACGUUCAUCAGAUGGAACAAAAUCUGCUGCACAUGAACGAAAGAAUGCCAUGACACCCACGCAAAGAGAAUGUGUCCCAGCCAAGUCCCCAGUGUCGGGUGCUGACCCCAGGGCUUCUCACAGCCCCUUUGACCCUCACCACAGACCGGUUGUUCCUGGGGAAGUGUACCGAGCUCACCUGCCUCCACAUCUUGACCCAAGUAUUGCCUUCCACCGAGUGAUUGAUCCUGCCUUCAUGUUCCCCAGACAGCCAUCGCCAACUGGCUACCAUAACACAUACCAGCUAUACACCAUGGAGAACACGCGUCAGACAAUCCUCAACGAUUACAUCACUUCUCAGCAGAUGCAAGUCAUUCCACGGCCUGACAUGGCCCGUGGGGUGUCACCGCGGGAACAGCCUGUUGCUAUGCCAUAUCCAGCUGGAGCUAGAGGGAUAAUUGAUCUAGCCCAGAUGCCUCCAACUAUCCUGUUGCCUCACCCUGGGGGAACAGGUACUCCCAGUUUGGAACGUAUCGCCUACCUCCCUGGAGCUCAGCCCCCUUUCACUACUAGGGCUUUCAACCCAACCUCCAUAUCGCCAGGUCACCAAGCCCACCUUGCUGCUGCGGCUGCUGCAGCUGCAAAUGUAGAGAGGGAGCGAGAACGUGAUCGUGAGCAACAGGAGAAGGAGAGGGAAAAGGAAAGGGAACAGCGAGAACGAGAAAUACGGGACCGGGAAAGAGAGCGAGCAAAUGAUUACAUGCGUGGAAGUGGAGUUGAGCAGCCAGGUCGGCCAGGAAGCCGAGGCUAUCUGCACUCUCCUUCCCCUUCUCUCAGGACGCAGGAAGUGGUUGUUCAACAGCGACCAAGCAUCUUUCAGGGCAAGAGUGUAAUCACUUCUCUAAUGCCCCAUUCAGCAGCAGCAGUAACAGCAGCUGCCCAGAGUAACUCUCGCUACAGUACUGCAGCUGAUGCACUGGCCGCUUUGGUCGAUAUUGCAGCUUCUGCUCCACCUGUUGAUGUGGCCAAAGUAAAGGAGACCAAACGAGAUGAGCGGGAUGACGAAUUAUGUUCAGCAGCUCGGAGACCAGCAAGCCUCUCAGAACAGCAGCAGGACCCAGACCGGCGAUCCGUGCCAUAUGGUUCCAUGUCACUUCCAGGCGGGAAGCCCCACCCAGCGUACCCUGAGGGUGUUGGCAUAAAAGAUAAGGGCCCUCAAACCCCAAAGUCCCGCAUUGAAGAGGAGCUUCGAACCCGUGGAAAAACGACCAUUACAGCAGCUAACUUCAUUGACGUUAUCAUCACCCGAAAAAUUGCCCCAGAAAAAGACUCCCGAGAGCGAGGCUCACAGAGCUCGGACUCCUCGAGUAGCUUGUCAUCAAAUCGAUAUGACAACACUGGGGGAGGAGCCAUUGAAGUGAUAAGUCCUGCGAGUUCUCCAGUCCAUUCCCAACUUGAAAAAAUAGAUGAGCCACAGCAGACAGCAGCUGGAAUGCGAGUCUAUGACAUGAGUCGAUACCGACCUUCAGCAGAGCCACCACAGCCCAGUUCCCAGCAACCCCCCUUAUCCCAGGCCGAUAGUUACUCUCAAAUUCCAAAGACUCACCGGGUCAUGACCUUGGCAGACCACAUUUCGCACAUUAUAACCCAGGAUUUUGCACGCAAUCAAGACCCUCCCACAGUUUCCUCUUCAGCCGCUGCCACAUUCCAGAGCACAAUGCCAUCCGUGUCUUCGUCAGUUCGACCCAAGGUGCCCAGCCGCUACAGCCCUGAGAAUCAAAUCCAGGCUCAACAUCACCACCGUCCCCCCAGCAGGGUUUCCCCGGAAAACGCCACAGACAAACCAAGGUCCAGGCCUGGUAAGUCUCCAGAUAGAGGUGGGAGACAGAUGGAGAGCUAUGAACCCAUCUCGCCGCCACAGAGCUGUCAAGCCAUGGAAAAACAGGAGACUGGUGGGCCUGCACCCCAAAGGCGUGAGGCAGACAACUCUGAGAUCAGGAAUGACUCACGGUCCCCUGGCAGUGUCAGUUAUCUGCCCUCCUUCUUCACCAAACUAGAGAACACUUCACCUAUGGUGAAAUCCAAAAAGCAGGAAAUCUUUCGUAAGUUGAACUCCACCUCUGGUGUUGGUGAUUCUGAUGUUGGAAAUGCUCAACCGGGCACUGAGAUUUUCAACUUGCCUGCUGUUACCAGCUCCAGCAGCAUUAACCCGAGGAACCACUCCUUCAGUGACCCUGCCAGUAACCUGGGCCUAGAGGACAUAAUCCGUAAAGCCUUAAUGGGCAAUUUGGAGGACAGGCCAGAAGAGCACCAAGGUGGCGUCGGUGCCAUUAGCAGCACAUCCAACACAAGCAGUGACACUCGUCAGGAAGCCAACCCGUCACCCAGUAUAGUGAAGCAAAAGCAGGGCAAAGGCAACAGCCGUAAAUCGAAGUCUCCUAACCUGGGUCAGGCCUUCUCGGGAGGGGAUCGUCCUUCCUCAGUGUCCUCCGUACACUCUGAGGGAGACUAUCACAGACAAGCACAAGCCCAAUGGAGUUGGGAUGACCGACCUUCGUCUGCAGGGUCCAUGCAGUUCCCUUACAACCCACUGACCAUGCGCAUAAUGAGCACCACGCCCCCCACCUCCAUAUCUUCCCCCUCCAUACAGAGCCAGCAGCAGCCGCAGCAGGCGCUUCCUGCUGGAGCUCCAGUGGGCCAGCAGCGUGUGUGGCAAUCUCUGCUGUCAGAGCAAUACGAGGCUCUGUCGGACAGCGAUGACUGAGCCUGGCCCGCAAGAAGGGAUGAAAGUAGACCCCAGCUGAGGCGCAUCUCUUCUACCCCCAUCCAAGACACAAAAAGCGUCAAGAAGACGUGGUGGUGUCCAAUUCUUUACUGGUGCAAUGGCGCCCCCUAACCGUCAGUUACGUGUACAAGCAGCUGACAACCGACUGGGCUCUCCAGAUCUAGGCUCACUUUUAGUCCGGAAGCACUCACUUAGUCUCUUGGGGAACUUAAACCUGACUGAGGGGAUGACUUGUGAUAUAGAAGCUGAUAUGUAAAAAGAGACUUUGUUUAAUUUCUGUAAAGAUAUAUAAUUCAUCAAGAAACUCAUUGGAUGUAAAUAGAAUAACUUUUUUGCAGUGUUUUUCAUAACUUGAUUGUUAUUUUAAUGUUGCUUUUAAAUUGAUCCACUCUAAAUGCGAAGUGAAGAUGUGUAAUCUUUCAUGUCACCGAUGGUCUUACACCAUCAGCGCUCAUUUCAACCCGUUUCUUGUUGCCCAUAAGUGGCGGUCCCCCUGCACCACUGUCUGAAGACGGUAGACAUUACAAUACACUGCUCAAAUUUUAAACAGUCUCGAUAUUUGAUUGUUUACCACACUGAAACAAAAUGCUGGUCAUCACACUAAAUUCUAGAUGGGGGGAAUGUCUUCCACAUUGGUGUCAGAACUGAAGGGUAGCGCAUGUGAUGAAUAAGGUGACUAUUUCUGGACCCUGUUUAAAUAGUGAAGUGAGCCAAUGUGUCUGUCCUCCGUCUCCCAAAGUAGAGCCCGACUAUGUCUACGGUUUUCAACACGUCCGGAAUGGUCUGCCCUAAAAUGUCACAAUUUAAAUCUGCAAUUAUCUGUUUUGCUUCCGCUUCCCUGUGCUCCCCCACCCACCUUUUUCUUGUGGGGAGGGAUGGUCUUGUCAAGCCUUGUGACUUGAGAUUUAAAGGCAGCUUUAACAAAUUUUCUCAAUAUUAUUUGUACUUGCUUCCCAAUACCUUUUGAAAAUACUUUUUUUUUUUAAGAAAUCCAAACUGUAGAAUGUCUUAUAAAAUUAAGACCACUUUACCAAACACAAUGGUCUGCACCAUUUUUGCACUUUUGUCUUUCAAAUAUUAAUACCAAAAGGGGUACUUACCGUUCUGCAGAGUGUUUGAGUAAUGGGCAAUAUUCUUUGUUUUUCCUCACCACUUGCAGACCUGUCAUAGUAAGAUCCCUGCUGAAUAGUUCUUGUAGUUUUGAGUUCAUGGUACCGUUAUGGUAAAUAACGAGAAUAAAAGAAACGACCGAC